This is a messenger RNA of Oryctolagus cuniculus (rabbit), 1739 nucleotides long. It is a transcript of the gene JKAMP, whose product is annotated as JNK1/MAPK8 associated membrane protein. Lineage: Eukaryota; Metazoa; Chordata; Mammalia; Lagomorpha; Leporidae. The record is from RefSeq and is a predicted model, not a curated record. Gene Ontology annotation, molecular function: ubiquitin protein ligase binding. Gene Ontology annotation, cellular component: membrane. Gene Ontology annotation, biological process: response to unfolded protein; ERAD pathway.
GGGGCUGCGGCGCGGUCGCCUAGGUUACCAGGAGGCGGAGCCAGCGAGGCUGCUGUGGCCCGGAUGUCGGGGCGUUCCAGCCGCAUCCGCUGACCCUGGAGCGACUGCCAGAAGCCUAGGAGCGGCUCAUGGCUGUCGAUAUUCAACCAGCCUGCCUUGGACUUUACUGCGGGAAGACCCUGUUAUUUAAAAACGGCUCAACUGAAAUAUAUGGAGAAUGUGGGGUGUGCCCAAGAGGACAGAGGACCGACGCCCAGAAGCUCUGUCAGCCCUGCACGGAGUCCCCGGAGCUGUACGACUGGCUCUACCUGGGCUUCAUGGCCAUGCUCCCUCUUGUGUUACACUGGUUCUUCAUUGAGUGGUACUCGGGGAAGAAGAGCUCCAGUGCGCUUUUCCAACACGUCACAGCCUUAUUCGAAUGCACCAUGGCGGCUCUCAUCACCCUGCUUCUGAGCGACCCGGUUGGGGUUCUUAACAUCCGUUCCUGUCGCGUGCUGAUGCUUUCGGACUGGUACACGAUGCUGUACAACCCGAGCCCCGACUACGUCACCACGGUGCACUGCACCCACGAAGCCGUCUACCCACUAUACACCAUUGUGUUUAUUUACUAUGCGUUCUGCCUGGUGUUCAUGAUGCUGCUGCGCCCUCUGCUGGUGAAGAAGAUCGCCUGCGGGUUAGGGAAGUCUGACCGGUGUAAGAGCAUCUACGAGCUGUACUACUUCCCGAUUCUCACAGUGCUGCAGGCGGUCAGCGGAGGCCUGUUAUAUUACGCCUUCCCGUUCAUUAUAUUAGUGUUAUCGUUGGUUACCCUGGCUGUGUACAUGUCGGCUUCGGAAAUAGAGAGCUGCUACGACCUUCUGGUCAGGAAGAAAAGACUCCUCGUUCUCUUCAGCCACUGGCUGCUGCACGCCUACGGAAUAGUCUCCAUCUCCAGGGUGGAGAAGCUCGAGCAAGAUCUGCCCCUCCUGGCCCUGGUGCCCGCACCCGCCCUCUUUUACUUAUUCACCGCCAAAUUUACGGAGCCUUCACGGAUACUCUCAGAGGGAGCCAACGGACACUGAACGUAGAACGCCAACAGCGAAGAAGCUCUCAAUUUACAGAACCCUGAAGACGUGUUAAAGUGUCAGCGCCGCUCCGUCCUGCUUGGAGCGAAUGCUCGGGGUGUGCUAUCUCCUCUCAGCAGACCCUGUGGUCGGGACACAGAGUGCGCAGUGCUCCGUGACCUGGCACAGCCUCCCCUGUGGUGGGGACACAGGGUGCACAGUGCUCCAUGACCUGGCACAGCCUCCCCUGUGGUCAGGACACAGGGUGUGCAGUGCUCCAUGACCUGGCACAGCCUCCAGGGCACCAGGGAGCUGCAGAAGCUCCUGCCUCAGCAGUCCAGCUGUUCUCAGAGCAGAACCACUCUCCUGUGUGCCUGUGGCUGUCCCCGUUUCAUAAGGAGGCCUUCCAGCAAGUGUAAUCUGAGAUCCUGGGCAGUAGUAAUUGUGUGUGCCUGUUAUGUGUCAUCUCCUUUCACUCUGUGACAAAUCCAAGGACAAACAUACUUGUGGGCUCUGAUGCAGCUUUGUGUUAUCUAUUUAUUUUCACCAGUACAGUAUUCUGAUUAUAUCACAAAAAUAGAACAUAAUUUAUAUAACAGGUUUUCUGUUUGUGGAUGAUUUGGUGGAAGACGUGUUCAGAUUAUUGUUCCUGUAAAGAAAACAGUAAUAAAGAGUUUAGCUACGAUAAUUCUCAAA